Molecule: messenger RNA, 1511 nt
Organism: Rhinichthys klamathensis goyatoka
Lineage: Eukaryota; Metazoa; Chordata; Actinopteri; Cypriniformes; Leuciscidae
Gene: kcnk13b
Product: potassium channel, subfamily K, member 13b
Exons: 2
Coding region: 218-1456 (412 amino acids)
Biological process (GO): stabilization of membrane potential; potassium ion transmembrane transport
Cellular component (GO): membrane
Molecular function (GO): potassium ion leak channel activity
Source: RefSeq, a predicted model, not a curated record
UUGGAGAGGUUGGGGUCACACAGUCUAUCACUGCGCUGGAGACAAAGCGCAUCAUGCUGGCAGAUCGGUUCCGACAGAAACUGGACAUUUCGAGCAGAAUAACGCUCGAAGAUCCCUGAAACAUUUGGACGCAGACCUCUGAACAGAAAAAAAUGCAUGAUCCAUGAUGAACUGGGAUGUGGUGGUUCAUCUGUUCCAAUAAUAUUGCUAUAAAAUAAUGGCUUGCCGCGCUGGAUGCUGCUGCAACAGCAUCGGUACCCUAAAUGAAGACAAUGCGAGAUUUCUAAUGCUGGCUUUGUUAAUCAUCAUCUACCUGUUAUGUGGGGCAGCGGUGUUUUCAUCUCUGGAGCAUCCGAAGGAGAAGCUCGCCAAGGAGAAAUGGGCUCAGAGGAUCGAGCAGUUCACACACAAGUACAACCUGAGUCAAGACGACCUGAAGAACUUCCUGAGGAACUAUGAGGAGGCCAAUGUGGCGGGAAUCCGUGUGGACGCGACCAGACCGCGAUGGGAUUUUGCGGGAGCUUUUUAUUUCGUCGGAACUGUGGUUUCAACUAUUGGUUUUGGGAUGACGACACCCGUCACUAUUGCCGGAAAGAUCUUCCUGAUCUUUUAUGGGCUUAUUGGUUGCGCUGCCACCAUUUUGUUCUUCAACCUCUUCCUGGAACGUGUCAUCACCGUGAUCGCAUUUGUUCUGAAGUUCUGCCACAAGCGCAGAGAACGCCGCAAAGCCGGUCCGGCCCAAAACUGCCACCGCCCCUCCGCCGGCACCAGAGAGCGGCGCACGGACAGCUUGGCCGGCUGGAAACCCUCGGUGUACUGCGUGAUGCUCAUCUUAGGAGUCGCCGCCAUCUUGGUUUCCUGCUGCGCGUCCGCCAUGUAUUCUGCGGCCGAGGGUUGGGACUACCUGGACGCCCUCUAUUUCUGUUUCGUGGCUUUCAGCACCAUUGGUUUUGGGGAUAUGGUGAGCAACCAGCGUGAGAUGUACAAGGCUCAGGCGGCCUACAGGGUGGGCAACUUCCUUUUCAUUCUAACCGGAGUGUGUUGCAUCUACUCGCUGUUCAACGUCAUUUCCAUCGUGAUCAAGCAAGUUCUCAACUGGCUUCUGCGGAGGCUGGAGACUCCCUGCCGCUGCCCAGGCCGAGGGAACCGCCACACUCGGAGGAACGCGGUCGUCCCGGGCCACAUGAGAACCCGGCGGGAAAACUCCAUCGAGACUGACGCGGUCAAUGACAGCGAGGCGGAUGGACGGCGGAUGUCUGGAGAGAUGAUCUCCAUGAAAGACUUUCUGGCCGCUAAUAAAGUUAAUCUGGCCAUCAUGCAGAAGCAGCUGUCAGAGAUGGCUAACGGACAUCCUCGCCAGUUAGGGAGCAGCUCGCGUCACAAUGAGUUCUCCGGAGGGGUCGGAGCGCUGGGAAUCAUGAACAACCGGUUGGCAGAGACAAGUGUAGAUAGAUAAAUCCACCAUUUAGAAAUGUGAAGUAACCAGAGGACCCCACAGCAAAGUGUGAUCA